AUGGGUGCCUCUCCUGCCGGACUCCUGCUGCUCGCCCUUGCUCUCAUCUGCGCAGUGCAGAUGAUGCAGGCAGCAUAUGCAGACGACACGGUGAACAGCAUGGCACACAGGAGAACGCUGAAAUCGGUUUAUGGAGACCAAACAGAACCACCAGCGACCGCGUAUGGGGAUCAAACAGAACCACCAAUUACCACAGAUCCUGCCUGUGCGGCGUUGGGCUGUGAGCCGGAUGGCACCUGUGAGGUGGAUCAAAAUGGGGAGCGCUACUGCAAGUGGGGUUCCCCUCUCUACCUCGCUUCCCCUCUCUACCUAGGUUCCCCUCUCUACCUCGCUUCCCCUCUCUACCUCGCUUCCCCUCUCUACCUCGCUUCCCCUCUCUACCUCGCUUCCCCUCUCUGCCUCGCUUCCCCUCUGCCUCGCUUCCCCUCACGUACCGCACUGCACCCAUCCCCACCCCUCACAGCCUCACCCUGUGGCGCCUGCCCUACUGGAGCCACCUGCAAAACUGUGCCUGCGACUAAAAACAGCUCGGUGCUGGUGCCUUACUGCGCGUGCCCUCAACGCUUUGGGAUGAUCGCCAGCGAUUGUGUUGCGGGUGAGAUUCGUUGA
Molecule: messenger RNA, 609 nt
Organism: Closterium sp. Naga37s-1
Lineage: Eukaryota; Viridiplantae; Streptophyta; Zygnematophyceae; Desmidiales; Closteriaceae
Source: the annotation of a GenBank genome assembly